AGAUAAUGAGGAUGUGUUUACCUAUGAUGACCUAAUUACAGGUGUGACGGACAUUUUUCAAAAUGGAGAAAGGGACUAUUGCUAUGUUUUGUUUGUGUUUCGCCAUCUUCUGUAUGGUGAUCGCAUUUGCUAGUCCUUACUGGAUAGAGAGCUUUGAAAAGGCCGACAAUAAAUUUGUGAAAUUAGGGCUCUGGGAGUUUUGUUUUAACGAUUAUACAUUCUACAAAGAUUAUAACGGGAAGCGGUUCCUCGGAUGUUGGUAUAUAUUUUCAACAGAUGCUAGACCACUUUGGGAAUGGAUCUCACCUCCCUGGUUCAUUUCAUGCCAAGUAAUGGUAAGCAUCAGCUUGCUGUUUCAAGUGAUCACAUGUCUUAUAGCAACACUAGCAUACUGGAGAUGUUUACCAAGCUACCUUAAACAAAUGAUAUACAUCGGAACUGCAGCAGUGUUAGGCUUAUGUGUUCUGCUUAUCCUCAUCACUUUGAUAGUGUUUGGCGUGAGAAAGGAGGACAGAGGUUGGAUGCCGCGGCCGGACCAGAACUACCUAUCCUGGUCAUAUGGCUUGUGUUGUAUAUCUGGCUGGUUUAGUUUGUUUGGAGCGCUCAUGUUUGUCAAAGCUUCAAACGAUGACAUUGUGAAAGAGUACAGAUAAACUCUCAAUAUGCCAUGUGAAAUUGUGAACACUUUUCUGAAACUGUAUCCAGCAAAUUCUAAUGUAUUCUUCAUAUUUUCAAUAGAAAAUCUCACAUUGUACAUAAUGACAGGAAAUUUCAAAAUCUAAUUAUUUUCAGGCAUUGACAUUUAUUAAGUGCUUUAAUGUUUAAAACUUGCUACUGAUGUUUUCACAAACAGAAUUUUCUUUUAUUCCGUAAAAAAGAUGUUAUUGUGACAUUAUAAGUGUUUUUGUUUUAUAAACGCAGGUUACAGUACUCUAUUUUGUAUAUAUUUUAGUAUGUUCCAUUGUAAAAUUAGCAUUCCAGAAUAUGUAUAGAUGUAUAUACAGUCAUUUUAUAAUGCCAUCAUUAAUCACAAUACUGGGGUUAAAACCACCAUUUUUAAUUACUUUUCUGGUACUUGUCAAUUUCUAAACAAUUUAUAUUAACAUGAUCAUAAGUUUUCCAACUGAAUAUUUAAUUUUCAAUGUAAAAAUGAAAAUUGGUCACCAAAUUUUCCUUCUCAUAAAUCUAUAAGCAAUUCUUUAUCAUCAUUCAUUUGUAUAUAUAUUGUCAUAAAAUACUUCAUCAUUUUUAUACCAACUUUUUUAUGUAUAUAAUUAUCCAGUCCAUUUAAAGUUCUUGAAUUUUUGCAAUAUUGAGCUUGAACUUCUUUUUUUAAUGUUUCAAAAUUUUCCACCUCAUUUUAACAACAUACCUAAUACAAACAUAAUAUUUGAACUAACCUUUUGAAUAUCUUUUCAUCAGACACAAGAUUUUCACAUUUACUGCCAUUAGACAUAAGGUUUUUACAUUUACUUUUGUAAAACAAAAGGUUUUCAUAUUUACAUCUGUAAGACUAAAGGUUUUUACAUUUACUUAUGUAAAACAAAAGGUUUUCAUAUUUACGUCUGUUAGACUAAAGGUUUUUACAUUUACUUAUGUAAAACAAAAGGUUUUCAUAUUUACGUCUGUUAGACUAAAGGUUUUUACAUUUACUUAUGUAAAACAAAAGGUUUUCAUAUUUACGUCUGUUAGACUAAAGGUUUUUACAUUUACUUAUGUAAAACAAAAGGUUUUCAUAUUUACGUCUGUUAGACUAAAGGUUUUCACAUUUACUUAUGUAAAACAAAAGGUUUUCACAUUUACUUCUGUCAGACAUAAGGUUUUACAUUUACUUUCUAUCAGACAUAAGGUUUUCCAUUUACUUCUGUCAGACAUAAGGUUUUACAUUUACUUCUGUCAGACAUAAGGUUUUCCAUUUACUUCUGUCAGACAUAAGGUUUUCCAUUUACUUCUGUCAGACAUAAUGUAUUACAUUUACUUCUGUCAGACAUAAGGUUUUCCAUUUACUUCUGUCAGACAUAAGGUUUUCCAUUUACUUCUGUCAGACAUAAGGUUUUACAUUUACUUUCUAUCAGACAUAAGGUUUUCCAUUUACUUCUGUCAGACAUAAGGUUUUCCAUUUACUUCUGUCAGACAUAAGGUUUUACAUUUACUUCUGUCAGACAUAAGGUUUUACAUUUACUUUCUAUCAGACAUAAGGUUUACCGUUUUACAUUAAUUUUACUUCUGUCAGACAAAAGGUUGCACAUUCUGUAAGAUGAAAGGUUUUCACAUUAAGUUCUAUUAUAGACAAGAGUUUUACAUUUACUUUUGUCAGACAGGAUUCACAUUUACUUCUUUCAAACAAAAGCUUUUCACAUUUAAUUCUAUAAGAUGAAAACGUUUUUCAACAGCCUUUUUAUGAUACAAUGUCAUAUAAUGUUAUGAAUACAGCAAGCAAUGUUAUCUGUAUCAAUUUUGAAAGUUCUAUACUGUGGAAAUUUACUCAUGUCAUUUUUUGUACAUUCUGACAAUUGUAAUAUAUGUAUUAAAUAUAUUUUUAUAUAAACCAUUCUCAAUAAAAAAAAUGGAUUAAAUCAUCA
Molecule: messenger RNA, 2582 nt
Organism: Ruditapes philippinarum (Manila clam)
Lineage: Eukaryota; Metazoa; Mollusca; Bivalvia; Venerida; Veneridae
Exons: 4
Coding region: 63-653 (196 amino acids)
Cellular component (GO): membrane
Source: RefSeq, a predicted model, not a curated record